CUUGUCAUGACGAACGAGGACAACGUGUGGAGCGAACUGGCGGGCAUUCCCGCCGAUCCCCCCGAGACGAGGGACAAGUGUCAACAAUGCAGGAGACCCGUGCAGGUGUGCUGGUGCCCGGGCUUGCCAAAGCAGCGUUUCAAUCCGGCGUCGAGGAUAAUUGUUUUGCAGCACCCGGCAGAGGCGAAGCGCUGCCUGCGUACGGUGCCGAUGCUCGCGUUGGCACUGGAGUCGGGAAAGUGCCUGAUCUUCAGGGGAAAGAAGUUUCCGUUGCCUAAGCACGAAGGCCUGGCAGAGAUACUAGACGACAAGAAUACUAUUUUGCUAUAUCCGUCGCCUGGUGCUGUCGCGCUGGACACGCUGGACCCAGUCGGGAUCAACGAACAGAAAGCGUAUAACUUGGUUCUGCUGGAUGGAACGUGGCCGCAAGCGAAAGCGAUAUAUCAUUCGAGCCCGGCCCUGUACUUACUGCGAGCCUGCAAGCUGAUCGGCGUGCCUACUAGUGAGUACGUGAUCAGGACGCAGCCGACGGAGGGCUGUCUCUCGACGCUGGAGACGGGCGCGAGUGCGCUCUCGAUUGUGGAAGGCGAUCCCGAACUGAGGGAGAAGAUGCUGGGUCCACUUCAUUAUUUAUGUAGGUUUCAAUUAGAAAAUGGCGCGGUAACGCACCAGAGCAAGGAGUUCCUUAUCAAACAGAAAGCUUAUCCCAAACUAAUAGGCAAAAGACUCGCCAAACAGUUACGUAUAUUACCGGAUAAUACCUUAUAACAUUAAGAUUAGUAUUGAAAAUAUAUCGGUAUAUUUUAAGAUAUUGAUAAUAGAUGAAAAAAUAAAUAUCUUUCAUGAACUUCUUAUAAAGCGCGUUGAUGUGAAGAUGUAGAGAUACUGUGUAAAAUGAGCACACGAGGGUUUCAAUAAAUUUUCUAUUUAUACUA
Vollenhovia emeryi is the source of this 935-nucleotide messenger RNA. RefSeq names its product DTW domain-containing protein 2 (gene Dtwd2). The record is from RefSeq and is a predicted model, not a curated record. NCBI's taxonomy places the organism in Eukaryota, Metazoa, Arthropoda, Insecta, Hymenoptera, Formicidae. Bases 7 to 768 code for a protein of 253 amino acids. The transcript is spliced from 5 exons.